Mesocestoides corti is the source of this 1824-nucleotide messenger RNA. The record is from the annotation of a GenBank genome assembly. Lineage: Eukaryota; Metazoa; Platyhelminthes; Cestoda; Cyclophyllidea; Mesocestoididae.
AUGGAGUCCGAAGUGGGGACCGGUGUUGGGAGUGAACUUCGAGAUCUCUCAGAGAGAAUCUGGGAGAAUUUGGAAUUAGUUUGUGAACUUGGCGACAAACCAGCUGAAGGUCGGGCCUAUGGAAACCUCGGCAACACUCACUACCUCCUUGGCAACUUCCAAGAAGCCGCCGACUUUCAUAAAAAGCGACUGCAAAUCGCCAAAGAGUUUGGCGACCUGCGUGCCCAACGCCGAGCCUACAGCAACCUCGGCAAUGCGUACAUCUUUCUCGCGGAAUUUUCGGCUGCCGCACGCAGCUACAAGCACGCGUUGAACAUUGCGCGUCAACUGGGCGACAAGAUGCUGCAGGCGCAGGCGUGCUUUAGCCUGGGCAACAGUUGCACCCUCCUGCGCGACUACUCCGCAGCCGUGGUCUACUACCUGCGACACCUCCACGCCGCCUGGGAGGCCGGAGACAGGGUGGGCGAGGGCAGGGGUCACUGGUCGCUUGCCAACGUCUACGCAGCCCUCGGCGACUACCAGCGUGCCCUGCGAAGCAGCCUCCGCCACCGGAAGAUCUCGAAGGAGCUCAACGACGAGAUCGGCCUGUUGGCAGCCGACCUGAUGGUGUGCGAGUUGCGUCGCAUCAUCGCCGACAGCCAGGCCUCCUCCCACACCUCCACGCACAACCUCCAGGCGGCCGCGGAGGCGAGGGCUCUGGAACAGGUCCUUCUUUUCGACGCCGACAACGCCGCGCAGCACCAGGCCCUGACGGUCACUGGACACACCACCCCACCCCCCGCGGUCGCCGCCGCCGCCACCACCACCCAACCUGCGGACGAAGACGCGUCGGUGGAGGAGCUGAGCGAGAGGGAGCUGGAUGCGGAGUUGUCGAUCGCCACGAGUGCUGCGCUGCAAGUGCGCAGACAGUUCAACUCGGGCAGCGAGGAGGGCGGCAGUGGGGCGGAGCUCUUGUCUCUCGGCGAGGACAACGAUUUCAUUGUGGUCUCAACUGGCGACGGGGAGGAACACCCGAGUGACGCAGCCAUGGUGCCAGGGGAGACGUCUCACCAACAGGGCAGCCAAUCAAAUCACACUGCCGACCCGACGAACUCCGCCGACUCCAGCGAGUUGCUCUUUGACCUCCUCUUCAAGUCGCAGGCCCAUCGUAUGAACGACCAGCGCUGCGACCUUAAUGCCGUCGCGACAAACAGCAAUAAUGACAACGGCAACAACGCCGCUGCCGCGUCAGGCGAUUCAGUGAACGGGGAAAACGACUCCUUCGCAGAUCUUCUCAUCAGUUUACAGGGUGCACGAAUGAACGACCAGCGGGCGGAUUUUCCGGGUCUGAUUAGAACGAACCCCACGUCGAGCCCCACCACAAGACAUCCUCCGACGUCUGCGGCAACAACAACAACCUCGUCCUCCACAGCUGUUCGCAGUCCCAGAACCAACAGGGUUGGGGAGAACGCCGGCAGCAGCAGCAACAACAACGCCAUCGGUCCCGUCUCACGAAUUCGCAGCGCAAGCGAUGGCCUGGCGGAACCAGCCCCUCCUUCGGCGGGCGACGAACUGGACCCUGGGGAAGACUUCUUCGACAUGAUUCUCUUCCUUCAGCAAAAAACCCGUAUCAACGACCAGCGCACACUCCUCGCUCCGCCCAGACCACAGAUGCACUGCAAUCGUGACGGUGAUAGCCAGAGCGACACCAACAGCGUUCCGACACAGACCAACGCCUCUUCGGGGCGACACACUCCACACCGCCUCCUUCGUGUCUUGUCGGUGCCCGGAGGGAAACGGCGCAGAGGUGCCGGCGGAGGAAACAGCUCCAAGGCCGCGGCGUGA